This is a messenger RNA of Coccinella septempunctata (seven-spotted ladybird), 1524 nucleotides long. RefSeq lists its product as uncharacterized. The transcript has 2 exons. The record is from RefSeq and is a predicted model, not a curated record. Bases 283 to 1524 code for a protein of 413 amino acids. NCBI's taxonomy places the organism in Eukaryota, Metazoa, Arthropoda, Insecta, Coleoptera, Coccinellidae.
ACAAAUAAUCAGCCCACAAAGGGACAACAAGGGAUCGCCGGAUAGGGAUCACCUCAACGCAACAAGGGGUCACCAGAAAAAGGGACCACCACAAUUCAACAAGGGAUCGCCAGAAAGGGAUCACCAAAGAAUCAAUCCAAGGGUAACCUAGAGCCAGAGCCAAAGCCAGAGCCAGAGGGAUCAACACCAAUCAACCAGAACUUCCGGACGCAAAGUCAGAGGAGCACCUCGACGGAAGGCCCCACCCAAACACCGCAACCAAAAAAGACGAAAAUUCCCAAAAUGGACAUAAUCAAGAUAUUACCAUUAACGACCCUUCUAUUGAUGACCCAGGGCCUAGCAACCGAAUAUAAAGUAACUCCAAUUCCUUCAUCCUCAGGAAUCAUAUUUCAUAACUUAGGCUUAGCAAAAAUAUCUAAUGAACAUUUCACUCUUUUAUCCUAUAUUAAUCUUACACAUAUAGAGGAGAAAGUACAAGUAAUUAAAGAUUUUUAUUCAAUAACACUCAGUACGUGUCACAUCGCAAUUAACGAUCAAUUGGCUAAUGAAUGUUUUAAUCAAAUGAAAUAUAUUCAAAAAAAGUUGGAAACUAUUCAAAAAUCAUUCAAUAUAAUUACUCAUAAAAUCAAUGUUAUAUCUAGAAGAAAACGAAGAGGAUUAAUGAAUGCCGUUGGCACGGGAAUUAAAUGGUUAUUUGGAAACCCAGACAGUGACGAUGCACAAUUUUAUUCUGAUUCCAUAAACUCGUUAAUUAAUAAUGAAAAACAAACCGAAGUUUUAAUGCAACAGCAAGUUAAUGUUAUUUCCGAUACCAUAACUAAUUUCAAUAAUUCACUCACUAGAAUGAAUGAAAAUAUUAAUAUUCUGAAUAAAAAUUUGAAAAGUUUCAAUAAAUUUCAACAAGAUAUGAUAACUAUUAAAAACAGUUUUGAAGUCGAAAUAGGAUUAUCCAACCACAUUAUUUUACUUAUCGAGAUGACAGAUGAGUUAACCAAUCAGUUGAAUGAAUACGUGAAUGAUAUUUCUCUUAUUUCAAAUAAUAUCAUCAGUUACAAUAUUUUACCACCAGAAACUCUUUAUUCCGAAUUGCAUAAAAUUUCUACGAAGCAAGACCUCCCAUUGCCAUUGAGCGUUGAAAAUAUUUUCAUCUUUUACAAAUUGCUAGAAAUGAAAUCAUUCAUUAACAAAGGAUUAUUAGUAUUAUCGUUCAAUGUUCCAAUUGUUACUAAAGGAAAAUAUGAAAUUUAUGAAAUAUUAUCAGCACCAGUGCCUCAUCAUGAAGAUCCAAUGUUAUUUUCAUAUAUUGAACCAAGUACACCUUAUAUCGUAAUUUCGAAAGAAAAAACCAAUUACUUUAAUUUGAAUACUUUAGAUAAAUGUUUCGAAACACUUCCAAAUAAUUAUUUGUGCAGACAUUUAUAUACUAUGAGGAAGACAAACAACAAUAAUCAAUGUGAAAUAAUAUUAUUUAAUGAAAGAGUUGAUGUAAUUCCGAAAAAGUUUUCGCAAGUGCAAAAUCCAUAA